AUGUCUCGCACUUGGAGUGCCUAUUUCGAUGUAACCCGUCCCGAAGAUUAUCGUUUUCUAAAUUUUUACGAGUACCGAUUACAACAAUCCGACUUCACCUCUUCUUUUCGACAAGAGUCUGACAAACUGAAAAAGGAUCUCGCUAUUCUGAUAACAAAUGGCUCGGACAAAAUGAAGAAGGGAGGCUUCCACAGCUAUGGUGGGCACCUGCUUGCUGCCCACCUUACGGUCUGCUUGCCCGCUGUGGAAAAGGAAAACCCUCACAACUACGGUAGACACCUGCUCGCUGUCUAUCUUACGGGUCAUCAGGAAUAUUUUAGUGAAGUUGAUGCGUUUUGGUUGGAAAUUGAACUACACGAAGAAUUGCAUGUCAUUGAGGUAGAAGCUUCUAAAUCAAUUAUGCACGAUACCAAGAAUGUUAUUGAUACUGCCAUCGGAAAUGCUCGUUCUACUAUCAAGAACAUAAAUACUAGACUGGUAUGA
Ambispora gerdemannii is the source of this 483-nucleotide messenger RNA. NCBI's taxonomy places the organism in Eukaryota, Fungi, Glomeromycota, Glomeromycetes, Archaeosporales, Ambisporaceae. The record is from the annotation of a GenBank genome assembly.